AAGCCAUCGUGAGGCGCAUUCGGUGAGGGUCCCUCUCAUCUACCGGCCGAUGGGCUGGAGCGGACUGUUCACCAUGAGGAUGUCGCACCCUCUGCCCUUCUCGCUGGAGGCCGAGCUUCGUGGGCCCCUGCUGCAGCUGCCCCUGGACCUGUGCAAUGCCCUGCGACAGGAAGUGGGUCACCAGGGCACCGUGCUGCUGGCUCCCCACCAUGCGGCCUGCACGCUCAUCAUGAUGCACCACGGCGCAGCCGGCGAGACGAAGCGGCAGCUCGGACGCCUCCUCGGUUUAGCCGAGGCUGAUGCACCGCCGCCAGGGGAAGCUGUCACCGACGACACGGCCGCAUGCGGAGCCGGCCGCCGCCACAGGUCGUUCAUCGACGUCUUCGGAGUGCACGCCUGCAUGCUCUUCUGUAGCGACUUCCACCGGCCGCGGAGGAAGCUGGGAGCGGCGGGCGCGAUGACCAGCUACCUGACGUUGUGCCACGACGCCAGCGUCCACCUCGCGGCUCGCUACCACAAGCCGCUGGCCAUGUUAUCGCCCCAGAUCCACGCCAUGGACUUCGCAACGUGCGCCGAGGAGUGCCGCCUCUACAUCGACGGCCUGUUCCGGGCACUGUCGGACUUUAGCUUCGAGCGACCCAUGUUCUCCGGCGACUGCGUGGGGCCCGACUCGUGGCUCGUGUUCGCCAGCAUGGCGCUGUUCGACGCAAAACUGCCCGCCCAGUUUCAGCCGUCCCGCGGAUGGUUCCGCAAUACCUGCGGCAGCGCCAGCGCCGUGCGCACGCUGCGACGCGUGGGAGCUCCAUACCGAACUGCCAGGUGCGACGACAUCUCGGCAACCGUGCUCGAGAUUCCGUACAACUCGCCGCUGCUGGAGUCCCUGGUCGUGUUCCUGCCGGACUGUCCGUUCGGCGGCCUCACGUCGCUCGAGCGGGGUCUCUCCAAGGACAAGAUCAUGGACUGCCUGGACCGCCUCGAGCAGCGGGGUCCCGUCGAUGUGACGCUGCCCAGGCUGAGGCUCCGCUGUGCUACCGACUUCGCCCGGCUCCUGCCCGCCAUGGGCGUUCGGGACGCGUUCGGAGACGCGGCAGACUUCUCCAACAUGGCCGACAUGGAAGAAGGAAGCCGUGGCUCCGGAGCAGGACGCCUGAAGGUGUCGGCCGCCAAGCACUUCACCGUGUUCCGCUUGGGCUUGCGUUCGGCGGCGGCGAGAAACGAGGCGCGGUCGACUGGGCUUCCGCCCAUCGUCGAUUGCGCGGACGGCCGCAACCUGGAGUUCACGGUGGACCGACCCUUCCUGUUCCUGGUGCUCGGCAAGGACCCCAGCAGCGUCUUCUUCCUGGGCUCGGUCACCAAGCCUAGUGCCUAGGGAGGCCCGUCAUGUCCUCCGAGAUCCCAAACGCGCCCAGGCGCGCCGUCUCGGAGGCCGUGCGCAGGAAAGCGGGUUGUCCACCUGCCGGCGCCUCCCGACGCGUCACGCACUGCUCAUGAGCAGGGCGCCGCCAUCUUUGCGGCGGCGCGACCCGUUUCUUUUCCAUGGAACUUUAAUUCGAUUACGUUUGUAACUUUGGCGAAAUAUUACUUCAUUUACGCGUCAUCUGCUUCGCUUGUUUCAACAAACAGUGUGAAAUAGUGCAGCGUUGCCUGAUGUUUUGUUGUUGUCGUGUCGGAAGAGAGAAAUCGCCACGCAUCACGAAGUCAAAAGUAAACUUGCGUAGCAUAUUUUUUUCCUGCGUGAUCCUUUAAAUGACGUUCAAUCGCCUGAAUGACGAUGCAUUUAUAGCGAUAGCAAGGCGACACAAAAAAUAGGAC
Messenger RNA from Rhipicephalus sanguineus (brown dog tick), 1812 nucleotides. RefSeq names its product leukocyte elastase inhibitor. The record is from RefSeq and is a predicted model, not a curated record. The coding region runs from base 50 to 1369 and encodes 439 amino acids. The transcript is spliced from 6 exons. NCBI's taxonomy places the organism in Eukaryota, Metazoa, Arthropoda, Arachnida, Ixodida, Ixodidae. Gene Ontology annotation, molecular function: serine-type endopeptidase inhibitor activity.